Messenger RNA from Phaedon cochleariae (mustard beetle), 1682 nucleotides. NCBI's taxonomy places the organism in Eukaryota, Metazoa, Arthropoda, Insecta, Coleoptera, Chrysomelidae. The record is from the annotation of a GenBank genome assembly.
CACAGUUUUCCCAAACAAGUCUCCUUCAAACCAAAUGAAAACCUAUAAUAUAUCGAAUAUUGGAAAAAUAUUGUGAACAUGUCUUUUGAAAUCAAUUUAGUGUUGAAUUUGCUUUUUAUUUCGAGUAUUAGUAGCUCUGCCAUCGAAAACCGAGCACCCCACAGCCCCCGCAGGUUCCCCGAGGGCUUCCAAUUCGGCGCCGCGACGGCCUCCUACCAAAUAGAGGGCGCCUGGGACGCCGACGGCAAGGGAGAAGGGGUGUGGGACCGCUUCACCCACGAGGAUCCUACUAGGGUGCAGAACCAGGAAAAUGGGGAUGUGGCUUGUGAUUCCUACCACAAGUACAAGGAGGAUGUCAGAUUGGCGGCCGAGAUGGGGUUGCACCACUACAGGUUCUCUAUAUCUUGGCCAAGGAUCCUCCCUACUGGCUACGAGCACAAGAUAAACGAAAAGGGCAUCCAGUACUACCAAAACCUAGUAGCAGAAUGCCUGAAAUACGGCAUUCAACCGGUGGCAACCCUCUACCACUGGGACAUGCCUGUCACCAUCCAAGACUGGGGCGGCUUCAUGAAUCCGGACAUCGUUCCUCUCUUCGUCAACUACGCCCGGAUAGCCAUCCGGAGUCUUCCGGGCGUGGCCAACUGGAUGACGAUGAACGAGCCAAAGCUGAUCUGCACGAGGGGGUACGGGGAGGGGGCUUUCGCUCCGGGGGUGAAGAACACGGGGUUCGGGGAGUACCGAUGCGCGUAUGUGCUGCUCAAGGCUCACGCUGCUAUCUAUCGCAUGUACAAAAAGGAGUUUCCGCAUUACAAAGCACCAAUGUCCAUCGUCUUAGACGGUGAAUGGAAUGAACCAGCAUCGAAUAAAACUGAGGAUAUCGAAGCAGCUCAAAGAAGAAACCAAUUCGAGUUCGGCAUGUACGCCAACCCGAUCUUCAACGGCGACUGGCCCCAAGAACUCAUCGACAGGGUGGAGGAACGAAGCAAGAUGGAGAAGUUCCUGCAAUCUCGCCUGCCGAAAUUCACCCGCAAAGAAAUCGAAUUCAUCAAAGGCACUUGGGACUACAUGGGCUUCAACACUUAUUGGACCAAUCUGGUGGCUGACGACGAAGAACCGCCUUAUGACAGUCCUCCUAGCUACAUUAAUGAUAUCAGAGGGAAGUUGAGCAAAGAUCCAAGCUGGAAGGUGGCACCUUGCGGAUUUAACAUGGUACCAUGGGGUGCAAGAAAGAUGUUGAAGUGGGUCAAGGACACCUACAACAACCCACCAAUUUUCAUUUCUGAAAACGGUGUUUGUGACGAUGGAACGUCUCUGGUUGACUACGAUAGAAUCACAUUUUUCCAAGACUAUCUAAGCGAGAUUUUGAAUGCAAUAUACAAAGAUGGAGUCAACAUUUACGCUUUUACAGCAUGGAGUCUCAUAGAUAACUUCGAAUGGAUAACUGGUUAUAGUGCGCAUUAUGGAUUCUAUCACAUCGACUUCAAUGAUCCUGAGAGAAAACGCACACCCAAAAAAUCUGUGAGGUAUUUCAGCGACAUCUGUAAGACUGGGAAGCUGCCUAGACGUGAAGAUUUAAUAUCAUAUUUGGAUUAAUUGUAGGAACCUAUUGUCGAAUAUAAAUAUCAAUAAAUGAUUUGGAGUUUUUGAAUCAACAAUGUUGCCAAACUUGCACCGUAUUAACA